Entelurus aequoreus (snake pipefish) is the source of this 3329-nucleotide messenger RNA. Its product is annotated as Glyco_hydro_56 domain-containing protein. The transcript is spliced from 7 exons. The coding region runs from base 350 to 1903 and encodes 517 amino acids. Gene Ontology annotation, molecular function: hyalurononglucosaminidase activity. NCBI's taxonomy places the organism in Eukaryota, Metazoa, Chordata, Actinopteri, Syngnathiformes, Syngnathidae. Gene Ontology annotation, biological process: carbohydrate metabolic process; hyaluronan catabolic process. The record is from RefSeq and is a predicted model, not a curated record.
UUAGCGCGCGCACACACGCACAUUCUCGCCCACUCAUCUUUCCAUCUCCUCGAACAACACCUUCUCUGAUUUUCGCCUCUUUCUUCAUUUCUUCUGCCGUCCUUCCUUUUCGGUCUCACCGGCCCCUCUCUCUCAUAUGGAGGUUAGGGUCCUUUUGCCGCAUCUUAUACGUGCGCAGCUCUUCCACGCCCUCACAAAUCCAGGGUAAGACUUUUGCAAAGAGCAAACCUGAGGAUUGAUGGGGCAGGCGUGAGGAGAAACAAUGUCCAGGCUGUGAGGAGAGCACCCACUUGGCCUCGAAACAUGAUUGGCGGCUGAAGGAGUGACAGGCUGACCGUUAUCAGCUUCGAUGGCGUGGAACAAGCAAUGCAGGACUAAGCCAUCAGUCCCGUCGUGCUCCACUGUUCCACUGAGCCUCCUCGUCUUACUGCUCGCUGGCCUGAGCACAGCUGGGCCGCCCCGACCAGCACGCCCUCCCCUGCUGUCCGGACAGCCUUUUAUCAUUUUCUGGGCCAUACCCGAUUCCUCCUGCUCCGCCAGGCCAGAUCCUGGAUCUUUUGGAAUGGAACGUGAAGGCCGGGUGGUGGUCUUCUACGAGGACACGCUGGGAAACUACCCGUAUUUCCUGGAUAAAGACACAAAGGUCAAUGGGGGUUUACCACAGAACACCCGGCUGGACAACCAUCUGCAGAAAACUCAGUUGGACCUCGACGCGGCGUUGCCCGCCCCCAGGUUCCUCGGGCUGGGGGUGCUGAGAUGGUCCGAGUGGCUACCCCAGUGGUUGAGAAACAGGGAGAAGAAGGCCGUUUAUCAGGCAGCUUCCCGGAACCUCCUGAAGGCGUUCUUCCCUAACUGGACUCCCGAGGAGGUGGAGAAGUGGUCACAGAUGGACUUCGAGGCAGCUGCCCAGUCAGUAAUCAUGGAAACUCUGAGGGAGGUCAAACGCUUACGUCCCAAAGCUUUAUGGGGUGUCUCCCCUUACCCGAGCUGCUACAACGGCGAACCCGCCCAAACCGCUUUAGCCAACUACACCGGCCAGUGCCCCCCUGUUGAGAAGACCCUUAACGAGGAGCUCCUGUGGCUGUGGAGACGCUCGUCCGCCCUGUACCCUCUUCUGUCCCUGGAGAAGCUACAGGGUGGAACGUCCUCAGGGAGGCUUUAUAUGUCCAGUGAAAUCCAGGAAGCUCUCAGAGUGUCCUCCCUGGCCGGAGCGACGUUCGAUCUUCCUGUAUUCCCACUGAUCAACAGUGUGUACGCCUCCACCAACACGUUCCUGUCACAGGCAGACCUGGUCAGCAGCAUCGGGGAGAGCGCUGCCAUGGGAACAGCCGGAGUGGUCAUCUGGCAGAGAAGUGACACCAAGACAGAGAGAGAAUGUCAAGACCUGGCAGAGUUCAUCCGCAAGGUCUUGGGACCUUACUCCAUUAACGUAACCACGGCAACAAGGAUGUGCUCAGCCUCCCUUUGCCAGGGAAAAGGCAGAUGUGUCCGUCAGAAUCCGGACAGCUCCGCCUACCUCCACCUCCCACCGCCCCCCGACGUGACGGAGAAGGUGACAGAGAAGGCGGAGGCAGAAAAAGCCACAGACCAGCCCGACCCUGACGCUAAGGCAGCUCAACCGGACCCGGCCGAGAUGUGGAAGAAAGACUUCCAGUGCCAGUGGUACAAGACAACAGACAGGGACGUCUCGGAUCAGCAGUCCCCCAAAGACGGAACCUCUGUCAAAGGGCCGCUGGAGCAAAUUCCCAGGGAUCUAAGAGGGACUUUGACCACUUAUACAGCGGCUUCCGUCACAAAAGGUGCCUCUGUGAUCGAAGCGAGCGAAAGCGGUUCGGCACUGAUGGCCGCAGACUCCAACAUAAUUCUGCUGCUGCUGGUGGCUGCUUGUCUGUGUGCGAACUAAAAAAAAACAAACUCUGGACCCUUGCUGAAGUGCCUUUGAGCAAGAUACUGUUGACCAGUGCUGCUCUGGACCAUGACCACGUCAUUCAAGUCUGCAUUAAAUGUUAUCUGGAUGUGCCAACGCACAGCAGCACUGUCACUUAUGUCACUUUUAGGGAAUUCAACUGCUCAAAGCAAACCUUGCGUACAAUAAAAGGACGUUCUAAAGAUCAUCACCAGCAAUUUGUGCCCGCUUGCAUGCAGCUGCACGUGUUGCAUGUUUAUGAACCUUGCGGUCGCUAGAAAUGUUUUCGCUUUCACCAAUGCUCUAAAACGCUUACGAACGCGUCCUAAACCCCUGAUGGGAUUGCUUCCUAAUUUAAACCAUGUUUAAAAGGCACUUGGGUGAUGCUCUAUUAAUAAGCAGUUUAGUCUGCGCCAUAAAAUGCUGGCUGAGCAUAGCGACAAAGUUUGACUCAUGGAGAGGAAGAAAACACACAAAAUGGACAUCAUUUGAAAAGAUCCAAAUGCCCCGGUGCUUAUUUCGACACGGCACCUUAGUAGUGACAGGAAAUAAAAACAAAAUGAUUGCACAUCACACUAAUUCACCCGUCUUAUAAAUAAUCGUAUAAAAAAUUUGCUCUGAAAACAGCACUUGGGUUUUAAAUGAGUGACGACGUCGAGUGAGAAGGUACAGAACCUCCAACUAUUAAUGAAAUUCCUAUAACGCCUUUUUCUUGUUUCCUCAUGUUCUUUGCAGUGUUUAAAAAUAACUAGUUAAUCAUUUAUAAGCAUUUUGUAUGGAAAACAAUUCAAUCUUCAGUUUGUUUUAAUGGAUUAAACACAGAAAGUUCCCGGCUUUGGUAUGGACUGUGAAACUCGGUGUUUUAUAACUGUUCAAUUCAGAUAUGAUGCCUCUAUUUCAGGGAUUCUCAAACUGUGGUACGGGUACCACUAGUGGUACGCGGGCUCCAUCUCGUGGUACGCCAAAGAAUCACUGAAUUCAAACCCAGUGUUAUCGUUUAAACUGUGUGCAAUGUUAGGGAACGAAACUACCGGUAUUAAAUAUACUUGUUAAAUAAAACUUCUGUUUCUUUUUUCAUGAAAACCUCAGCUUACUACGCUACUGAAAUUUAAUGUCGGUCAUUAUGGAGAGCCAAGUUUUUGUGAGGUGGUACUUGGUUAAAAAAAGUUUGAGAACAUCUGCUCUAUUGAAUGACAAACUACUACAAAAUAGCACAAGGACAAUGACUUUGAGUGGAGAUCUGCUUCCUGAAUAAAGUGCAUUUUAAAUCCUUUGUUUUUGUCAAAGUAGCUCUGAAAGUGAUUGAAAAGAAUUAACUAGAGCUAAUGUAUACUGAGAUACAAAAUGCAAAUGGCCAUUUUUUGUUCGUCGAUUUUUUUUAAUUACAAAAUGUGAGUUGUGGGUACCAAAAUUGUGUUAUUGU